AUGCAGCUGGAGAACGGGAGCUCUCCGAGCUGGACGGCCCCCGAGAGUUGGUUCGUGGACAGCAGCAAACAGCAGGAGGACGAGGAUGCGCUCUUGUGCUCGUCUGAUGAGGAUGUGACGCAUCAGCAGUACCCCGGUGCGCCGCAGAACCGGGAGAAGGAACGGAAGGAGCGCGACAAGGAUCGAGAGCGCGAUAAGGACCGCGCGGACCGGUAUAAGGACCCGCCCAACAGCGGUUUCGAUCGCCUCGACCCCGCGUCAGCAGAACGUGAGCGCGAGCGGCGCGAACGGAGGAAGUCUAAGCGUCACUCGCGGCCCCUUCCGCCGUCGGCAAGCCCGUACCAGAGCUACAAGAUCAGGAUCUACAGGGCGAACAACAGCUAUCAUGUGGUGUCGAUCGCCCCGGUGGUGACUGUCGAGGACCUGGUCCCCACGCUGAACAAGAAACUGCUGCUCGGAGCAGACGUAGAAGCGCAUCGGUUGUACAUCAAAGAGCGAGGUCGAGAACGCGUCUUGGCUGCGACAGAGCGUCCUGCAAAUAUCAUGCGUAAGCGGCUGCAGCAGGCUGGGUAUGACUUUGCGGACCGGCUGGAGACCAUGGGCUUGGAGGAUCUGAGCUUCUUGAUGAAGUUUGUGUACAAGAGCAACUUACUAGGGCCCGCGGUAUGUGAGGAAGAUUUGAAUCUUGAGAACUUCGAAUUUAUCGACCUCAAUGCGCGUGCGCUGAAGACGGUGCCGAUUAUCCUAUACACACAUGCGCCUAGUAUCGUCAGCCUGAACCUCUCGCGGAACCCUAUGGUUGAGAUACCACUAGACUUCGUCCAGUCCUGCACCACCUUAAGGGAACUCAAGCUCUCGAACAUGGCUAUGAAGAAGGUCCCACAAUCCGUCCGGUUCUGCUUGCCGUUGCACCGGCUUGACCUCACCUCUAACCGCAUCGGUGACCUCAACGAAGCCGGGCUGGACCAGUUGCCCGAGUUAGUCUCUCUACGGUUGCAGAACAACAAAAUGUCGGAGCUGCCGUGGUACUUCGCGCGCAUGAGCGGGCUGACUGUUCUCAACAUUUCGAACAACAAAUUCCGGCGCCUGCCCGCGGUCGUUUGCGAGAUGACGGGCCUGCUCGACCUCGACAUCUCGUUUAACAGCAUCGAGGAGCUACCCGAGGAGCUCGUGCAGCUGCGCAAGCUCGAGCGUUUCGUCAUCGUUGGCAACCGCAUCACACGUUUCCCUGCGGAGUGCGCCACGCUGGAGAGGCUGAGCGUCCUCGACUGCCGACGGAACGCUAUUACCGAUUUGAGCACGGUCGCGAUGUUGCCUAGCCUAACGCAGCUUCGGGCGGACCACAACGCGAUACAUGCACUCGAGCUGUGCCUCGGACCGCAGCUUUCCAAACUGGAGGCAGCGAACAACGACAUCACGCAGCUAACGCUCAUGCCGGGACCGUUAGGGAGCCCGUACAAGCUCACGACGCUCGACGUCUCGCACGCGAAACUUUCUAUGCUGGACGAGAAUGCUCUAUCGCAGCUCAUCUCGCUCACGACGCUCAAGCUCGACCACAACUCCUUCCGUGCGAUCCCAGAAACGCUCGGCAAUCUCGCGCAGCUUACGACUUUCUCUUGCUCAAACAACCAGCUCGAUGCGCUCCCGAGCACGAUCGGGCAGCUGCAACGGCUUGAGACACUGAAUGUGAACAGCAACAGUCUCACUGAGCUGCCAGCAGAGCUGUGGAAUUGCGCGAGCCUGCUCGUGCUGAACGCGACGAGUAAUCUACUGGAGACGUGGCAUGACCCGCCGCUGCAGACGCUCCCGGCUGUCGCACCACCGCCGACCCUUACCGUCACUCACGUGGCAACUGAGCAUGGCAUAUAUGGCGAUCGCAAAUUGUCGACCGCAGACUCGAUAGCGUCCCAGAAGGAUCGAAACCGGCUCCUUCCCCCACUUGCGCACUCGCUCGAGAAGCUCUAUCUCGGCGAGAACCGGCUCACGGACGACGUGCUCAUCCCGCUCACCAUCCUCCGCGAGCUCAAGGUGCUCAACUUGUCGUUCAACCUGAUCCAGGACCUGCCACCGUCCUUCUUCCGCAACCUGUCUAAUCUAGAGGAGCUGUACUUGAGCGGGAACAAGCUCAGCGCGAUCCCGACUGAGGAUCUGCACAAGCUCACGAAGUUGACGACGCUGUUUUUAAACGGGAACAAGCUUCAGAGUUUACCGCAAGAGCUGGCUAAGUUGACGAGUCUGCAGGUGUUGGAUGUGGGAAGCAACGUGCUGAAGUACAAUAUCAUGAACUGGGAGUUUGAUUGGAACUGGAACUUCAACGCGGGUCUGCGGUAUCUCAACCUGUCCGGGAAUAAGCGACUGGUGAUCAAACCCGACACAUCGAGCCGCGGUCACUCCCUCGACCGAGAUCAGCGGCGCGUACUCGCCGACUUCUCCGCCCUCACUCAGUUGCGGGUCCUCGGCCUUAUGGACGUCACUACGACGUUUUUGCCCAACAUCCCUGACGAAGGAGAAGAACGACGCAUUCGAACCUCGUCGUCCGAGGUUAACCGCAUGGGCUACGGCAUCGCUGACUUCCUCGGGAUGACGGACCACCAACUGACGAUGGUCGACCUCGUUAAGCCCGAGUUUCGCGAGCGACCGAACGAGGCCGUCUUCGCCAUGUUCGGGCGGGCGCAGCCGCACACGAGCAAUAACAAGCUCAGCAAGUGGCUCGGCGACAAUUUCGUGCAAGUCUUCAGUAACAUGCUCAAGGACCUCGACCAGGAGCAGGGCGAAGGCGCGGAACACGCAUUGCGUAGAACGUUCCUGAAGCUGAAUAAAUACAUGUACGACUAUCUACUUAGCCAGGCCGCCUCCCAGCGCAAGUCAAGUCAGGCCAGCGCAUCGACGAACGCGACGAAUCUUCGGGACUACACGCUAAUUCGGAGCGGUGCCGCCGGGAUAGUGCUCUAUUUCGUGGAUAAGACGAUGUACGUGGCCAACGCGGGCAACGCCCUCGCCGUCGUUUCCCGACAGGGCGAUGCACGUCCAGUUUCAAGGAAGCACGAUCCGUUCGACCGUGACGAAGCUGCCCGGAUCCGCGCGGCGGAGGGAUUCAUAACGCCGAGGGGCCUUGUCAACGACGAGAUUGACGUCUCUCGUGGUUUCGGGUUCUAUCACCUCCUCCCUGUCGUUAACCCUCGCCCGGACAUAUGCGCCUAUGAACUCUCCCCUCUGGACGAGUUCGUCAUCGUGGGCAAUCGCGGCUUGUGGGACUACGUCUCGUAUCAGACCGCUGUGGAUAUCGCUCGUACUGAACGCGCGGAUCCCAUGAUCGCUGCCCAGAAGUUGCGAGACUUUGCCAUCAGCUACGGCUCUGAGGGCAGCACGAUGAUCAUGGUCAUCUCUGUCGGCGAUCUCUUCAAGGAUACCACGCGCCCGCGUCAGGCAACCCUGGAUUCGAUCAUCGACCCACAGGAUUAUCCUAUGUACCGCCGCGUCCGAAGAGGGGAUAUCUUCGACCUCAGCAUCAACCGCCUGGACCCAGAGGUGCCGCCUCCUGUGGGCCACGUCGCCAUCGCGUUCACCGACAUCCGGAACUCGACCCAUCUCUGGGAAGUCAAUUCUGGCAUGCCCACGGCGAUGCGACUACACAACAACCUACUCCGUCGCCUGUUGCGGUUCUGCGGCGGCUACGAAGUCAAAACGGAAGGUGACGCAUUCAUGUGCUCCUUCCCGACAUCGCUUGCCGCGCUAUGGUGGUGCCUUUCCGUGCAAAGCCAACUUCUGGACCAAGCUUGGCCACUGGAGAUCCUUGAGUGCGAAGAUGGGCAGGAGAUCAAGGAUAACGAAGGCCGAACAAUCGCGAAGGGGCUGUCCGUCCGUAUGGGCAUACACUGUGGCUACCCCGCUUGCGAACCCGACCCAGUCACGCAUCGGAUGGACUACUUUGGCUCCAUGGUGAACAAGGCCGCUCGAGUGAACGGCAGUGCGGCGGGUGGUCAGAUCGCCGUUAGCACCGACGUCAUCCGCGAGAUUCAUGCAAGUAUUCACCGGACCGAGCCAGCCACAGAACACUCCCAUCGCCAGCCACAGCAAGCCAUCGAUGCCAUCAAUCGGAUCGGCAUCAAGCUAUUCGAGAAGGGCGAGGUGAAGCUCAAGGGCAUUGAGCUCCCGGAGCGACUCGCUAUCGUCUACCCCGCGGAGCUCGCGGGCCGCGAGGAGCUCGAGCAAACUUCGGAGGCCUCGAAGGUUUCGGCAUCCCGCGUUCAGUUCAGCGUGGAACAGAUUCGUGAACUCGCCGCGCUGUGCAUCCGGCUCGAAACGCUGACCACCUCCCGCGUCCUGCGCCCGCACCCCACGAGCAACCGUGGAACUGAGGCCGACGCGGCUGACUCUGACUCUGUCUUCGUUCAUUGCGACCCAAACCUCCUUCUACCUGCCAUUAGUGACAAGGCCACUGACACCGACCUCAAAAUGCUGUUGGUAUCCCUUUCCAUUCGGAUUGAGAACGCAUUGGCGACUUUGGCUCUCAAGUACAUCAGAGAAAGUGUCGCCGGACCCACUGUUAUUUCCGCCCUGCAAACCAGUGGUUUGGAUGACAAGACGCUCUCGCUGCUCAGAACUUUAUGUACCUCGUCUCUCGUCUAG
Messenger RNA from Punctularia strigosozonata HHB-11173 SS5, 4629 nucleotides. RefSeq names its product adenylate cyclase-like protein. Gene Ontology annotation, biological process: intracellular signal transduction; cyclic nucleotide biosynthetic process. The transcript is spliced from 4 exons. Lineage: Eukaryota; Fungi; Basidiomycota; Agaricomycetes; Corticiales; Punctulariaceae. Bases 1 to 4629 code for a protein of 1542 amino acids. The record is from RefSeq and is a predicted model, not a curated record. Gene Ontology annotation, molecular function: protein binding.